AGACUCAAGAAGAAAGAAAGUCUCGAAAAUCUUCUCUCUUUCUCUUACACAAACAUAUAUUUUCUUGUUUACCAUUAAACAAAAUCUUUCAUAAAAAAUUGGCCAUGAAUAAACGUUACGGUCACCUCAUAAGUCUAUUGUUCGUGUUUUCUCUUGUUAUGUUCCCCUUCAUAACAAUAUCACAGACGCCAUGUCCGUACCCUUGUAACCCGUUGCCAAUAGCCGGUACUGGCUCCACUCAACCGGCCGGUUAUUAUCCUCAACCGACCGGUUACUAUCCUCCUCCAUCGUCGAGUAAUGUACCGAAUUACCCUUCUCCACCUUAUUACGGAGGUAAUCCCAGCGGGGGAUAUAACGGUCCUCCACCGCCGGACCCUAUCUUGCCUUAUUUCCCGUUCUACUACAGAAAACCUCCUCAUCAGACGGAUCAGUCAUCAUCUUCCAUGAAAUCAACUGUCAAGAUCGUAACAGUGGCAAAUCUUCUUGCGGUACUUAUGUUAUUUUCUUGGUAACGUUUUGUUUAUGGGAUAAUUGUAACUUUCUAUGGUUGAAACUUUUAUGUUUGUUAAUCUUUCUAUAAAAAUUGCGAGGAGGAAAAAAAUAGUUGAGUAAUU
This is a messenger RNA of Arabidopsis thaliana (thale cress), 614 nucleotides long. RefSeq names its product hydroxyproline-rich glycoprotein family protein. The transcript has a single exon. The record is from RefSeq and is marked reviewed. The coding region runs from base 105 to 512 and encodes 135 amino acids. NCBI's taxonomy places the organism in Eukaryota, Viridiplantae, Streptophyta, Magnoliopsida, Brassicales, Brassicaceae.